ACCUUAGCUUCUCUGCCGCGGUGGGGCGCUGUUUCCAUCCAACUUCAAGAAAUCACAUGAUCCAUCCAGAUCCUGUCUGUGCUCUGUGGGAAAGAAAAGCAACACAAACAGGCACACGGUAGAAAAAUGAAGCUGAUCAUUCUUAACGACUACGACCAGGCGAGUGAGUGGGCUGCAAAGUACAUCAGAAAUAGGAUCUUACUCUUUCAGCCUGGUCCAGAAAAAUACUUCACUCUGGGUCUGCCGACAGGCAGCACGCCUUUGGGUUGUUACAAGAAACUGAUCGAGUACUGCAAGAAUGGAGAACUUUCAUUCAAGUAUGUAAAGACUUUCAACAUGGAUGAAUAUGUAGGACUACCCAGGGAUCACCCAGAGAGUUUCCACUCCUUCAUGUGGAAUAACUUCUUCAAGCACAUAGAUAUUGUCCCAGAAAACACCCACAUCCUGGAUGGCAACGCUGCUGACCUGGUAAAAGAGUGCAAUGCAUUUGAGGAGAAGAUUAGUGCUGCAGGAGGAAUCGAGCUGUUUGUUGGAGGUAUUGGACCUGAUGGCCAUAUUGCCUUUAACGAGCCUGGUUCAAGCUUGGUUUCCAGGACCAGGGUUAAGACCCUGGCAAAGGACACGAUUAUGGCCAAUGCUCGAUUCUUUGAUGGCGAUCUCUCUAAGGUGCCCACCAUGGCUUUGACUGUGGGAGUGGGCACUGUCAUGGAUGCUAAAGAGGUCAUGAUUCUGAUCACCGGAGCACACAAGGCUUUUGCUCUGUACAAAGCCAUAGAAGAAGGCGUCAAUCACAUGUGGACGGUGUCUGCCUUCCAGCAGCAUCCACAGACAGUUUUUGUCUGUGAUGAAGAUGCAACACUGGAGCUGCGGGUCAAAACUGUCAAGUACUUCAAAGGGAUGAUGUACGUGCACAACAAGCUGGUGGAGCCUAUCUCAGACAAGAUGAAGAAAUGAUCUACAGAUGUUUUUCAAACUUAGUGUUUACGUUCGAUGUUUGAAUAAGUCAUUCCUCUGUCUUCUGAUGAGAGACACAUCAGCUGAGGUCACAUGACCAUUAUUAAUCUGUGGUUAAAUCAUCUGAUGCUGAUAAGAAGUCAGAAGAAGUCAUUCCAAAAAUAAAAACUGGUUGAGGACCAAGGAUGUUAGAAUGAGUCCCAGGUAGGACAUGAAUGCAUCCUGGAUCACAGAUUUAAGCCUCAAAAAGGUCAUGGCUCCAUUAUCAGGAUUUAGAAUUUUUGGUUUUUGUUUUGCCUUAAUCAUUUGAUAAGGCUGCCAAGCCAACUUACGGUCUGUAAAUGUAAACAUUUUAGAUUUAGCCUUUCUGUCAACUCCAAAUACCCCAAGUCCUAUGUAAUUCAUUAAACCAAGGGAAUACAGGUCUCCAUCAUGAAA
This is a messenger RNA of Cynoglossus semilaevis (tongue sole), 1392 nucleotides long. It is a transcript of the gene gnpda1, whose product is annotated as glucosamine-6-phosphate deaminase 1. The transcript is spliced from 7 exons. Lineage: Eukaryota; Metazoa; Chordata; Actinopteri; Pleuronectiformes; Cynoglossidae. The coding region runs from base 127 to 954 and encodes 275 amino acids. Gene Ontology annotation, cellular component: cytoplasm. Gene Ontology annotation, molecular function: glucosamine-6-phosphate deaminase activity; identical protein binding. The record is from RefSeq and is a predicted model, not a curated record. Gene Ontology annotation, biological process: N-acetylneuraminate catabolic process; N-acetylglucosamine catabolic process; carbohydrate metabolic process.